CUCGACCUUUGCACACAAAAUCUGUCCUGUUCAUGCGUGUGUGUAGAGCUGCAAAUUCAACCGCCUCCGUUGCCUAUAACAGUAGGCUCCCCUCAGCCAGCCAGCUCGACAUCCUGAUCUCGGCGGAGCCCUCGUCCCCCGCCCGGCCACCAUGUCUACUCUCCCGAAGGUCGCGGACGCGGAAAAGGAGAGCUUAUAUGGCUACGUCUUCGGUGUCUCAGGACCUGUGGUCAUUGCUCAGCAGAUGAGUGGAGCUGCUAUGUACGAACUGGUCCGUGUGGGUCACGGGGAGCUGGUGGGAGAGAUCAUUCGACUCGAAGAAGACAUGGCAACCAUUCAAGUAUACGAAGAGACUUCUGGAGUGACAGUAGGAGACCCAGUACUGAGGACCGGGAAACCUCUGUCGGUGGAACUGGGACCUGGCAUCAUGGACAACAUCUUUGACGGGAUCCAGAGACCACUCAAGGACAUCUGUGAUCUGACUGAGAGUAUCUACAUCCCGAGAGGUAUCAACGUCACCAGUUUGCCCCGUGAGAAGAACUGGUCGUUCCAGCCCACGGGAGACUUCAGGGUG
This is a messenger RNA of Geodia barretti, 574 nucleotides long. Lineage: Eukaryota; Metazoa; Porifera; Demospongiae; Tetractinellida; Geodiidae. The record is from the annotation of a GenBank genome assembly.